This is a messenger RNA of Salvelinus sp. IW2-2015, 5030 nucleotides long. RefSeq names its product kazrin. Gene Ontology annotation, molecular function: protein binding. NCBI's taxonomy places the organism in Eukaryota, Metazoa, Chordata, Actinopteri, Salmoniformes, Salmonidae. The record is from RefSeq and is a predicted model, not a curated record.
UCACACACACACUCUCUAUCUCAUUCUGUUAAAGAACUCUCUCUCUCACACACACACACACACAGUCACACUCGCACAUGCACCACAGAGGAUAACAGUUACACAGAACAUUUCCCCUUAGCUAAUUUGAGGAAAAGGACACACUGCUUCUGAAGGAUUUUACUCGCAGUUUUUUCUUAAGAAAAUAGUCUAGUAGAGCAGUGCGGAGGAAUACAACCGAAGACACAAUACAGUUUCAUUUUGUUCCUGGACAUKGUCAACUUGACAACAGCAUGACACCCUCCUGUUUGGAUUCCCUCCUCAGGCCAAAAUCCUGAAAAUGAUGGAUGACGACAAGCAGCUGGCCCAGAGGAUCGAAGGGGCAGUCCAGUCGGCCAGCCAGGAGGUGACCAACCUGCGCUCUGAGCUGACGGCCACCAGCCGCAGGCUGGCUGAGCUGGGGGCCGCCGACCGGGAGCGUGACCCCCCAAUAGAGAACCACCACCAACAACACAUCCGCCACCACCACCACCAUGAUCCCUCUGUACACCAGAAGCAGAAGCAGCCAGCGACCGAUCUCUGCUACAAGAGUGACAUCAAGAGCCUAAUGGACUUCAGCACCCCAGACUCCUCUCUGGACAAAGUUUUGUUGCGGGAGGAGGUGGCCCAACUCCAGGAGGAGGUGCACCUGCUGAGGCAGAUGAAGGACAUGUUGAGUAAGGACCUGGAGGAGGGCCACGGAGGCUGCUCCGCCGACGUGCUCUCAGCCACCGAGCUCCGCGUGCAGCUGGCCCAGAAGGAGCAGGAGCUAGACCGCGCCAAGGAGGCACUGCAGGCGAUGAAGGCGGACCGGAAGCGUUUGAAGGCGGAGAAAGCAGAUCUGGUCAACCAGAUGCAGCAGCUCUACGCCACGUUGGAGAGCCGAGAGGAGCAGCUCCGUGACUUCAUCCGCAACUACGAACAGCACAGAAAAGAGAGUGAGGAUGCGGUGAAGGUGCUGGCUAAGGAGAAGGACCUGUUGGAAAGGGAGAAGUGGGACCUACGGCGGCAGACUAAGGAAUCUACAGAGCACUCCGGCGCCCUACGCUCCCAACUGGACCUGAAGGAGAACAGGAUCAAGGAGCUGGAGGCCGAGCUGGCCAUGGCGAAACAGUCCUUAGCGACCCUGACUAAGGAUGUGCCCAAGCGCCAGUCUCUAGCCAUGCCCACAGAGGCGGUUGUCAACGGCAACAACCAAGAGUGGGUGAUGCAUGCGGACCUGCCCCUCACCGCAGCCAUCCGGCAGAGUCAACAGACACUCUACCACGUCCACACAGGCCACCCCACAGACAGACAAGUGGCUGCAGUCAGGGUGAGCCCGUGUCACUCCCGCCAGCCCUCCAUAAUCUCAGAUGCCUCGGCCUUGGAGGGCGACCGCUCAUCCACCCCCAGUGACAUCAACUCCCCCCGCCACCGGACACACUCCCUCUGUAAUUCACUAGAGGAUCUGGAGGACCAGAAGCGUAAGAAGAAGAAAGAGAAGAUGGGCCUGGGUUCUCUGUCACGUGUCUUCGCCCGGGGCAAGCAGCGCAAGUCAAUGGACCCGGGUCUGUUUGACGGUACUUCAACUCCUGAUUAUUACAUAGAGGAAGAUGCAGACUGGUGAAAAGGUGGCAGAGAGUCCCACCUGUGUCCCUGAGUGGUGAUGCAUAAGAGGGUUUUCUGUCAGUGUGUGCGCGUGUGUUUGGCCAUACAUGUGGGUGUGUGUUUAGCCGUGUGUGUGUGCCUGUCCAUGGUUGGAGACCAUGUGAGAAGCCUGAGGCGCAUCUUGCGUCGCUGAAGUUUAAAAUAUUACAAGCAAAUUGCAUCUGUAUGUACAGUACUGUAAAUAGAGUGAACAGUGUAACCACAGCCGGGAUCCUUACUACGUGUGGAUGUUUACUGUAUCUGCAGAGCAAAAAGUGGUUGUGUUUGAUUCUUUUAAUUGUCUUUAUAUUUUUAACUUUUGUUUUCGAUAACUGGAAACUUGAAGGACUGCUGUAUGUGUAAAUAACAGUCAUUGUGCACUUUGUGCUUGUAAAUGUAUUUUUUGCCCUGAAUGCCUUUUUUUUUGUCAUGUUUUUUGACCUCCUCCCUGCUUUUUGUUUAACUUAUACUCCCUAUUCAUUGUCCUGCUUGGUCCAUUCCCUCCAUUUUGAGGAAAGUUUAUUCUAACGUUAAGACUCCUCAACUAACCUCUAGUCAACCUGUGAUCUGAUGUCUAAAACUCCCUAAAUACCCACAUCUUCAUUAUCCUCCCAAUCACCAAGAAAGUUCAAAUACAUUUCUUGACUGUUGUUCAAAUCAACAUUUUAAACGGGCAAUCUGCGAUUGCUACAUAAAUAUUUAGACUUUUAAAUUAAUUAUAUAUAUAAACAAACAAUGUAAUUUUAAGUUUACUGUAUAGCCUCAAAACAAGGUUAAAACUAAAAUGUUGAUAUUAUGGAUGGUCAGUCCUUGUAUUCAUUGCUCUGUCCAUGAUUUUGAGAGAGGUUACAUUUAUCCAGCCCCAUCCCUCAGCUUUUUACCAAAACAGCAGUGGGGUGAUAGCUUUGUUAUUGUUUAAACUGCAGAUUGCUCCUUUAAGAUGUCAGAAUACUAAUCGACUCCAACCUGUAGUCCAAAACAUUUGGAUUUCUAAUAUGGGCUCAGGCCCMAAAAAAAUCACAAGGCCAUCCCCCACAUGAAACAAAAGCUGAAAACGGAGGAAAUCGACUAACAAUUCUAUCGUCCCCGAUCCAAGCAUGUCAAAUGUGCAUGCGUAGAGCUACCUGUUUCCUAAAUGCAUGGCAACUGUGGCGAAGGUACAUAACAAUGGCGAAGGUGCAUAAAUAUGGAGGAAUUCAGAUAUGAUGUCAUUGUUUUAGCACUACCCACAGAGUUCUUGCGGAGCGCAACAUGGUUCAAUAUGACAGUAAAUCAGCACAAUCUAAGCUACUUUUUCAGUUUUUUUUCAUUACUGCCAUCUACUGUGCUAAUACCAUAACAACAAACAGUAACGGAGAGCAAUGUACUGUAGGGCGAACUUAGCAAACGAGGAAUUUGUUGUAAGUACAUGGGAGCCGUUAUCUUUGCACCUUCGCCAUUGAUAAUGAACAAGGCAGACAUUUUAGUAGUCUCGCCAAUACCUGCUGCUAACAUGCGUCCUUUGUCCUGAUCUUGUCUCGAUCUUGUCCUGAUCUUGCACGUUUACACUUAUAAGAUUUGAUCAAAAUCCGUUCACAAUGCGUCUUUUAAUUGUCUACACCUGUCWAAAAAUGUGGGCACAAUGAGAAUGAGGACAAGAUCAGGACAAAUGACGCAUAUUAUAAACGUGGCUAGAGAGUCAAAUGAGUUAUGGAGUUAGCAAGUUCUAAAAUAUUAGUUUUACAACUUUCAUUCAUAGCUUAAAUAGUCAUUGAUAGCUCAUCCCCCUGUAAUGUAUUUGUCAAACUAGUUUAAAAAAAUAUAUAUUUAAAAAAGUAUUGGAAAUGUGACAUCCUCAAAUUCAUAUUCUGGGGGAUUCCUAAAAGUUUAACAUUUCGACAGCUUCCAGAGAGCAAGUCGUGUCGCACUGCUUUGCUUUAUCUUGGCCAGGUCGCAGUUGUAAAUGAGAACUUGUUCUCAACUAGCUUACCUGGUUAAAUAAAGGUUAAAUAAAUCAAAUCAAAUCAAAAUUYGACUCUAGAAUGUUAAUCCUAUUUUAAUUACGAGGAUUAUCACAGUGUUAAGAGGGAAAUCAGAAAUAAUUCAGUCCGAUUUUUCUCUAAAUGGCCAUUGUCUUCCAAACUUUCUGCAGAAUAAAUGAAUGCCAUUCUCAAAUAUAUAUGGUAUAUACUCUAAUUUGAAAUUGAUUGAAAAAUCAUGUUUGAAAUUGUAUACAGUAGACAAUGCUGAUUCAUACUGAAAAGUGCACUACCUUGCAACCUAUUUGGAAAUGAGGGUCAGUCUGACAGACAUUACAGAUUCAGGUUUGAUUGACAGGUGUGGGGGGGGGUGGAGGGCACAAGAGGUUGGAAGGGUUGAGAGAGGGAAGUAUUUCUGAUGAGUGGUUGCCCUGCGUGUUAAUACCAAAUUGAGCCAGGCUAAUCAAAUUGAAACAAAUGCACACCUUAUACCCCCCCUAGUAACCCCUGUGCUGGACUAAAAAACAGUAGUCAGAUUUGGAGGUUCAAGCCAUUGCUGAAAAGGCAAUUAAACAGGUGCCAAAGGUUAAUAGUGUUUUACCCUGUGGAACAAAACACAUUAGAUUAAAUUAGUAUCUUUUCCCUUUUUCCCUGAGCAGAAGCUUUAUAGGAAACCCCCAUUUAAGACUGCUGGCUAACGGGUCAUCCUACCUGCUAGAAAAUGGAAACACUCAUUAAAAUGAAAGGGCAGCUUUAGCAAUUGGAGGUCCCUCAAUAAGCAUUUAGAGGAUUAUUAUAUAUGGGACCCUGUACAAAUUCUAUCUCAUUCAUAGGCAUCUCACUCAGAUGCUUAUGUCAACAACCACAGGUUGCAUACCAUGUGCCAUGUGGAUGGUAAUCCACAUAAGCUACCAUCCCAUGUGCCAUGUGGAUGGUAGCUGACAUAAGCAGUUAUAACUGUUUUGUUGGAGAGUGUAUUGAUUCACGGUGUAAUUAAGGGUCCAUUUAUUGAAGUUAUUAUUCAGGGUCCUUAGAUCAAAAGGAGUAUCUGGAAAACCGGAGUAAUAUUAGGAAAAAAAGGAAUAGCUUUACGGAAUUUCUAUCGGAAUAUUAAAGUAUCCUUUACUGCUGGGACACCAUAUCAGAUGACCAUUAUAUCAUUUUAUGUUGCAACAAAAUUCCCUCUCAUUUCACGGUCGAAUAUUUUCAUUUUUUUGUAAAUUAUGAAACACUAUUGAAAUUACUAUUAAAGAGUUUUAUUUCAAGUAAAAUAAUUGGUCUCAACUGAGGCUCAAGCCAUGAGGACUAGAAGAUGUUUAGCACUGGAGGGCAAAGUGAAGAACCUUUUAAUGGCAUGGCAACAAAAUAUGCGAAAGAUCUAAAUGAGAAUAAUUAUUUUAAAAUAAAAUAAAUAACACUGAAUUUCCA